Messenger RNA from Salvia hispanica, 2028 nucleotides. It is a transcript of the gene TBL6, whose product is annotated as TRICHOME BIREFRINGENCE-LIKE 6. The record is from RefSeq and is a predicted model, not a curated record. Gene Ontology annotation, cellular component: Golgi apparatus. Gene Ontology annotation, molecular function: O-acetyltransferase activity. Lineage: Eukaryota; Viridiplantae; Streptophyta; Magnoliopsida; Lamiales; Lamiaceae.
UAUUCUUCUCUCUUUCAUCGUUUUAGCUGUAAAUGCAAACAAUACUUUAAUUAAAUACAGAGUUCAAUUAAAUUACCCAAAACUUAACUACUCCUCCACCCUUUUCUCUUGACUUCAAUUCAAUCGCUUCUUUUUCAAGCAAAUUCAGUUAUGGAGAAGCAAAAAAGCUUCUCUGUGAAACCCAUCAAGUUCUUGGUCUCCUCCUUCACUAUCACCUUCUCAAUCAUCUUCGUCAUCUUCUGCUUCACUUGGGUUUUCACAUCCCCCGCUUCCAUUCACCUGGGCGCCCAGAAUCUCGGCGUCGAGAGCUCCGAAGGUAGUUUGCUAACUGCAAAUUCUAGCUCCACCGCUUUUGGUAAUACCAAUAAUCUGUUUGUUGAUGGUAUUAAUGUUUCGGAUAGUACUAAUCCAACUGUGGAAGUUGUGAAUGUUGAUGGGAAAGUUGGAGAAUUGAGUGGUGUGGUGGUGGAGGGAGUUUCUGGUGAGAGAGAGGAUAGUUCAAAUUCUAGCUCCACCCCUUUUGGCAGUAACAAGAAUCUGUUUGUUGAUGGUGUUAAUUCAUCGGAUAGUACUAAUCCAACUGUGGAAGUUGUGAAUGUUGAUGGGAAAGUUGGAGAAUUGGGUGGUGUGGUGGCGGAGGGAGUUUCUAAUGAGAGAGAGGAUAAUUCAAAUUCUAGCUCCACCCCUUUUGGUAAUAACGAUAAUCUGUUUGUUGAUGGUGUUAAUGCUUCGGAUGGUCUUAAGCCAACUGUGGAAGUUGUGAAUGUUGAUGGGAAAGUAGGAGAAUUGGGUGGUGUGGUGGUGGAGGGAGUUUCUAGUGAGAGAGGGGAUAGUUCAAUCAGAAGUAGUGUUGGUGAUGGGAGGAGCAAAGUAGGUUGUGAUGUUACAAGAGGGCAUUGGGUUUAUGAUGCCAGCUACCCUUUGUACACAAAUGUUACAUGCCCUUAUAUAGAUGAAGGGUUUGGGUGUGAGAGUAAUGGGAGGUUGGACAGGGGUUUCAUGAAAUGGAGGUGGCAGCCUCAUGAUUGUGACAUUCCUAGGUUCAAUGCUAGUAAUAUGCUGGAGUUGAUCAGAGGAAAGAGGUUGGUGUUUGUUGGUGAUUCACUCAACAGGAACCAAUGGGAGUCGAUGCUCUGUAUGUUGAUGGGAAGUGUGAGAGAUCCGAGGAAGGUGUAUGAGGCUCGAGGGAGGAAGAUAACUAAAGAGAGGGGGAAUUAUUGUUUCAAGUUUGAGGAUUACAAAUGCACGGUUGAGUAUUAUGUUUCGCACUAUCUAGUUCACGAGAGUAAGGCGAGAAUAGGCAAGAAGAGAGGGCAGACGUUGCGCAUUGAUACUAUGGAUAAAGGGUCAUCGAGAUGGAGAGGGGCUGAUAUUCUUGUGUUCAAUACUGCACAUUGGUGGAAUCAUCAGAAAACGAAAGCUGGGAUUAACUACUACCAAGAAGGCGAUCAAGUUUAUCCCCGCCUUGAUGUCACCACAGCCUUUGAACGAGCUCUAUUAACAUGGGCAUCGUGGGCUGAUAAGAACAUCAACUCACAUAAAACGCGUGUAUUUUUCAGAAGCUCUGCUCCUGCUCAUUUCAGCGGGGGUCAGUGGGACACAGGAGGCCACUGCGGAGAAGCCCUUCGACCACUAAACGAGACAUUCACCUCUGUCUACCCAGAGAAGAAUCUGAUCAUGGAGCAGGUCUUGAGGAAGAUGAAGACACCUGUUACUUUUCUGAAUAUAACGCGGCUGUCAGACUACAGACCGGAUGCUCAUCCGUCUAUAUAUGGAAGAAAAACUAUAAAUCGAGGCGUCCAAGAUUGCAGCCAUUGGUGCUUGCCCGGUGUUCCAGAUAUCUGGAAUGAAUUGUUGUACUAUCAUUUGCAAUCACAAGGCAAGGCCAUUUUGUAGACUAGAAAACAGUUUUGUGUCUUCUAAUUCUUUAAUUUAGUGUGGUUUUCUCAGAAUUAGGAUUUAUUUAGGCCGAAAUUGUAAAGUCAUCGACAGUUUAACUUGAGUAACUCCUCACUGUCCACAGCUUCA